CCCGUCACGAGCCGCCUAACAGGAAGUAGCUCUCGAACUUGACAACAAGAAAGGCCGACAGCUCGGUGAAGUCUUCCUGAACACACCCCCUCCUAAAAUGGCACUUCUCUGACAUUGUUUUUACAUUUGCUUUUAAACCUUCCAAGUCUUCAUAGUUUUAACCCAUUUUAAAGCCUUUCAAAGAGCAGAGGUGCAGCAAUGACAGCCAGUCACACGUUAUGUGCGCUCCUGAUCGUCUCCAUAACAGCAUGCAGUCAUUUUGAGCCUGCAGACUGCUCCUCCCAUUGUGGCCGCGCUCCUCAGGUCAUCGACAGUAAAGUAGGGGAGAUCAGGAGUUCUGCCUACCACAGCUGGUCCUACCACUUUGGAUAUACCUUUGACUGCUGGGUCAUUAAGGGUUCGGAGGAUGAACCUAUUAUUCUCAGCUUUUCUCAGUUCUCUGUGCGAUGCGAAAAAGAAUACUUGUCUAUAAAAUCAUCGGUUGGAGGAGAGCCGCAUGUCCUCUGUGGCAGCAAGCUGCCUCAGCCGCUGGAGUUUCCAGGGGGAAAUAUAACCCUGAUGCACCACUUCUCUCCCCAAGAGUUCCCUGUAUCAUUAUUUAUCCUAAGCUACGCCAGAGACUCAGGGGACUGCCCAGACACGUCGUUCCAAUGCCCCGAAGGUCGGUGCCUCCCACUCUCCUGGCGCUGUAACGGGCAGGUGGAGUGUCUCGGUGACGGCCUCCACAGCGGCUUAGAUGAGGUGGGCUGUGACGAUUAUGUGGACUACCCAGAAGUUAAACCUGUGAGUUACACGGACAGAAUCACAGGCCUGGACUCUGACAACAGCAGGACCAAUGACAAAAGCUGGGUCAGAUCUACGGAGCGGUACACCUUCCCUGAAACGUGGCCACGGCCCAGGGACCAGCCCACUCAGAAAGAGCUUGCUGUCACACCUACUCCCAUUGAGUGGCCCUGCGGAGGCCUUUUUCAGACCUUUUAUGGGACCUUUGCAGCUCCGUCGUCUGUUUUUGGCACAAUGACCUGUAUCUGGACCCUGGACCCCGAGGACCCCAGGCCGCUGAGACUCGACCUGCAUCGCAUUAUGCUGGGCCAAUUUGACAGAAUCACUGUCUACAACCAAGGGGAGGGCAAAGGAGAAGCCAUCAAAAAUAUCACCAGUGUUUUCAAUGGCAAAUCUGUCAAAGUAGAGUCCCACACCGGGCUCAUGUCACUGGUUUUUGACAAAGCUGCCGACUCCAUGGUGACCGGUUUUAAAGCCACCUUCCACGUGGGCAACUACUGCCCACCGUCGGAGACUCGGUGCGGGGGAUCAUCAGGGGGCUGCUUCACCAAGGAGCAACGCUGCGAUGGGAAGUGGGACUGCCCUGAGACCGGGAGGGAUGAGCUGGGGUGCAGAGGCUGCAGCGAGAACCAGUUUGCAUGCGGGCUGAUGACACAGGGGGCGGUGGCGUCCAGGCGCUACACAGGCACGCCGGUGUGUUACCCGGUGACGGAGCGGUGCAACUACCAGCUGUAUUGCACAGACGGUAGCGACGAGAAGGACUGCAGCGUCUGUCAGCCUGGGACCUUCCAUUGUGACAGCAAUCGGUGUGUGUUCGAGAGCUGGCGCUGCGACGGCCAGGUGGACUGUAAAGACGGCACCGACGAGCUCGACUGCACCGUCAUGCUUCCUCGCAAGGUCAUCACCGCGGCAACGGUGGGCAGCCUCAUCUGCGGACUGCUGCUGGUCAUCGCCAUGGGCUGCACGUGUAAACUGUACUCGCUCAGGACCAGAGAGUACAGCAUGUUUGCUCCGAUAAGCCGUAUGGAAGCCCAGAUGAUCCAGCAGCAGGCUCCUCCGUCCUACGGCCAGCUGAUCGCCCAGGGCAUCAUCCCUCCAGUGGAGGACUUCCCCACAGAGAGUCCCAAUGAGGCUGCGUCUCUUUCUUUGAGGGGAAUCCUCCAGCUCCUCCGUCAGGACACCUCCAGCUCGCCGCACCGCAGACGCAGGCCGCGUUUCGUCCGCCGGGCCAUUCGCCGCAUGCGGAGGUGGGGCCUCAUCCCCAGAACUUCCAGCCGGCAGAAUCAGAGCUCCAGCUCCAACCAGCAGGAGGGGAACUCCGCCUCCUCCAACCAGGAAGCGACCCAGUCCUCUCCCGCCAGAUCCUCGUCGGCCGUGGAGGCGGUCAACCAGCCGGUGCCUCAGAAACUUGGCCUGUUGGCCCAGGCAGAGCAGCAGCAGAUGACGGCGUGGGAGGAAGUUCCCGCCUCUCUCCUGCCGCUGUCCCCGCCGCCCAUCCUCUCCACUCCACCCCCUCCGUACGCUCCCCCAGCCCCCACUGCGUCUGCUCCUCAGACUCCUCCUGUCACCGUACCCCCAAGCAGCCCCUCCCUGGCCUCCAUCUUCCACACAAUAGGCCUGAGUAUGUCCCGCUUCAGAGCCUCCCCCUUCUCCUCCUCCACCAACUACAUGCCUCUCUCUGCCUCCCCCUCCUUCUCCUCCUCCUCUUCUUCAGAUGACGACGUGCUACUAAUCCCGCUGUCUGAGGAAACCACCUCAGAGGAUGAUGUUCCCAUGCUCACCUGAAUGACUUCCUCACACCUCCCCCCUCCCUCACUCUUAACAAAUGAAACCCAGUCUUUCCACAUCUGACUUUGAGCACAGGAGCGCCCCGACCCCCCUCCCUCAGUAAGACUCAUCCUCCUUGUGCACAUCUGGUGCCUUUUUAAAUCGUUUGACUUGUCGACACUUUAAAUCAAUUUUCGGACUCUUUAUGAGAACCUCCCUUAAAGAUGUAGAUGACGGCCAUAGAUGUUGAUUAGUUUUAGACGUGCACUAAGGGAAAUAAAUCUCGGCUGCGCAGAGAAGGGAGACUUUUGCACAGAAGGAUUCCCCCCCCCCAUCCAGCUACUGAGGCAGGUUACUGUCGGACUGAAAUCAUCGCAUCUGUGGG
Molecule: messenger RNA, 2935 nt
Organism: Cyprinodon variegatus (sheepshead minnow)
Lineage: Eukaryota; Metazoa; Chordata; Actinopteri; Cyprinodontiformes; Cyprinodontidae
Gene: lrp10
Product: LDL receptor related protein 10
Exons: 10
Coding region: 199-2568 (789 amino acids)
Cellular component (GO): plasma membrane
Molecular function (GO): protein binding
Source: RefSeq, a predicted model, not a curated record